Messenger RNA from Drosophila grimshawi, 694 nucleotides. Its product is annotated as transmembrane protein 242. The record is from RefSeq and is a predicted model, not a curated record. Bases 42 to 497 code for a protein of 151 amino acids. NCBI's taxonomy places the organism in Eukaryota, Metazoa, Arthropoda, Insecta, Diptera, Drosophilidae. The transcript has 3 exons.
GAUUACGCCAAUCCAAAUAAAUUCAGGAAAGAAGUUAAGCAAUGAGCGAAGCCGUCCCCGCCGUAGAUGCAGUGGCAGCGGAAAAACAGCGCAAAUUUCGGAUACAAGGUACCAAUCUAAAAUCGGCUGCGUUUAUGGGACUCGUUGGCGGCAUCUCGGCCUUAUUUGGAUUCUCGCGCACUCUAGCAACGGCCAAGAAAUCGGAUAGCAAAGUGCUUCAGCAGCAGGGCACACGCCAGGGCAUCAUCCUUAUGGAUGAGGGUGCAACACUUGCCAUGCGUGCUCUCGGCUGGGGUACACUUUAUGCCGUCCUUGGCACGGGCACAUUUUUCUAUGGAUUUUGGAAACUGAGCGGCGCCAAAGAUUUCGAAGAGUUUCGCAUGAAAAUGGGCAACGCCUUGCCGCGCAUUACCAAAGAUGAACCACCUCAAAGCAGCACCGACUUUGAGAGCCUUACAGAUUUAAUGAAAUACCUGGCCGCCUGGAAUAAAGAGUAGCCUUGAAAUAUAUAUAAAUAAAUAUACAUAUGUGCACACAGCGCAGAACUGAAUCAUUUGAGUAUGAUUAAAAUAAAAAUUCGGCACUCCGCUCAACUGUUCCUAAUUUUACAGUUAUUCAGCCAAUGCAUAACAUUUUAUGUAUUGUCAUCGAAUGGGACUAUUAAAAAAAAUAUAUUAAUUGUUGAAUUCAUUUA